This is a messenger RNA of Ambispora gerdemannii, 2544 nucleotides long. Lineage: Eukaryota; Fungi; Glomeromycota; Glomeromycetes; Archaeosporales; Ambisporaceae. The record is from the annotation of a GenBank genome assembly.
AUGGCAGAAGUCAAAAAAUCCAAAAGCUUUAUGGCAGAAAAUACCUUUGCAAAUAGUAACGGUAAUAAUAUUACUAGUCUACAAUCACAAAGUUCAUUAUCGCGGGGAAAAUCUGUAGUUGGUCCGCGACCAUUGCCUACUUCCACAAGUUCAAACUCAAAGAGAAUAGAUAGUAGCAGUAGUACGAUCGCUAAUAUUGAUAGUAAUAGUGUCAAUCAUAGUAGCGAACAGUAUCAAAAUAUGCAGUACACUACUACCACAACCACCACAAUCACGCCACAUAUUAUUACUAAUACUUUUGAACAAUCAAGAUCUGGUAAUCCAGAUGCCGCCUCAACUUUUCCAAAACUCGUAUCCCCUAAACCACAUAAACCUUUGCCAACUGUACAGAACGACAUUACUCGUGCAUUAGAAAAUCAAACACCGCAACAACAAACUGAUCAAAAUCAAAAUAAUAAUAGCACUAAUGAUGCACGAUAUCCUUCUUCGGAUACUGAAAGCUGGUACGCAGGAGACGAAAAAAAUCUAUCUCAGCAGCAACAAGGAUAUUUUCCACCGCAACAACCUCAACCACAACAAGCACAAAGCUGGACUAUUAAUAGCAUGCAAGGACCACCACCUACACAAAUACAAUACCCUUCACCUUAUAAUCAACCAGGUCGUGCAUCAGAAGAGAUAACGCGAACAACAUCGAUGUCGAUGUCACAUUCUGAACAAAAAAAAGGGCACUCAAGUGCCCCAACUUCACCAAUCCCGCCGACUUUAACUAUACAAGAAUAUCAUCAAUAUAAUAAUAGUGAGAGAGGAGGUGGUCCAAUUCUGUCUCAUUCUCAAUCGUGGAACAAUAUGGCUGGUGCUGGUGUUAGUGAUACACAUCGUCAGCAACCAGUCUUAACAGUGAAAACAGAUCCAUUGACACUUAAUGUUAAUAAUCAUAAUAAUGGACAAUUCUUAGGGCAAGGUCAAUAUAUUCAACCAAAUGGUGUUUAUCCACCAAAUAAUCAAAGUUCUUGGAAUGCACCUCUACUAAAUGGACAACAAUAUAAUCAAUACCAAAAUGGACGUCCAAUAUCUUAUGGUUCAGGAGGAAUACCAUCGCAACAACCUUCACCCAAUUAUUUCCUGCGUAAUUCUUCUCCAUUGGGUUAUGCGCGUCAACCUUCUCCAGUACAAUUCGGCCCUGACGGCUUACCUCUACCUUCGAAUCGACAAAGCUUUUAUGGACCUGGAAGAUCUCCAAGUCCCAAUUUUGAUAAUAAUCGUUUAUCUUUAGCACCUAGAUCUCCAAGUCCCAAUUUUGAUAAUAAUCGUUUAUCUUUAGCACCUAGAUCUCCAAAUACCAGUAAUCUCCGUUUACUUAUCGAUGACAAACAUGCAAAACGUAUGACAUUUACUUCUUAUACACUCGCCAGUGACACUACAGCGCUUCAAAAGUACCGUGAAGCAGCUACAAAGACAAAUGAUCCGGCCGUCCAAGUAGAUUAUGCAAAAUUCCUGAUCGGAAUGACGGGCUUUUAUAUUGCGACCAAUGUCAAUCAGGACCUCGAUCAAAACAAAACAGACACGCAUACGAAACUUGUUAAUGAGGCUGUUUAUUGGAUUGAUAAACUCGCGAGAAAUAAUCAGCCGGAAGCCAUGUACAUUAAGGGCACUUGGUAUGAAUACGGGAAAUUUACAAAAGAGCAAAAUCAGGAAAAAGCUUUAAAGUAUUACAUGCCGGCGUCGAAGCAAGAUCAUGCAAAAGCUAAUACUAAAAUUGGUGAACAUUAUGAACGGCAAAGAAAUUUUGGUCGUGCAUUUUCGUUCCUUCAGAAAGCCGCAUCUUUAGGUGAUGUUACUGCAUUAUAUCGACUAGCAUUAAUAUAUAUGCUAGGUGACAUGAAACAAGAGAUUAACCACAAACAAGCACUGAUUUACCUAAAACAAGCAGCCAGCAAAGCAGACGAAGACUGUCCCGAAGGCGCAUUCGUCUACGGAAUGAUUCUCGCCAAAGACUAUCAUGCAGCCAACGUGCCCGACGAACUAGUUGUACCCGACGAACGCGAAGCCAUAGAUUUGAUCCAAAAAGCCGCAAACUUAGGCUACGCACCCGCCCUCUACAAAAUGGGUGUCUGUUACGAAUACGCGACACUCGGUUGCCCAUUCGACCCGGAACUUUCCGUCUCGUAUUAUCAACGUGCCGCCGAUAAAGGCUACGUAGAAGCUGAUAUGGCGCUGAGUAAGUGGUAUUUGUGUGGCGCUGAGGGAUAUUUCGAUCAAAAUGAGGCGUUGGCGUAUAUUUAUGCUGAGAAGGCUGCAAAGAAGGGAUUGGCGGCUGCCGAGUUUGCGAUGGGGUAUUUUCACGAAGUGGGGAUUAAUACGCACGUGGAUCCUAAAAUUGCUCAUGAAUGGUAUUCAAAGGCUGCUGUACAUGGUAACCAAGAUGCCAAGGAAAGAUUAUCACGUGGCGGAACAAUAACACGCCAGGAGCACGAAGAUACUGUUCAAACAAAGUUAAAGAAACAACGAAAAUCAGAUAAGGAUAAAGAUUGUGUUAUUCAGUAA